This is a messenger RNA of Vicia faba (fava bean), 378 nucleotides long. NCBI's taxonomy places the organism in Eukaryota, Viridiplantae, Streptophyta, Magnoliopsida, Fabales, Fabaceae. The record is from the annotation of a GenBank genome assembly.
AUGUCAUAUGAUAAUGAUGAGAGGGAUGGUGUUUUUUUUUUCUGUUUCCAGCCUCAAAAGACCCAGCCAACAACAAAUUCCCAUGCUUUUGACUUAUUUUUAGCUUUUCCUACUACCCGCCGUGACUCGACCUUCCGUCACUUCGCCCUCUCUGCUUAUCCCUUCCAUGAAAACUCUGUCGCACUAUCUUUUUCUCCUUCCUUAUAUUUUUAUUCAUUAACUCAACCAUCUUCCACCAUUUUGCAACAUCAUAGCUUCACUCUCAUACUCAUCUUCGAUCCGCUCAAUUGCGGCUUUGCCUCAUCUAAAUCAUCUGCGAGUCGUUCUUCUCCUCACUACCGGUACCAUCUUCAUCGGACUACCACCAACUUCGUCUAA